Messenger RNA from Ascochyta rabiei, 174 nucleotides. RefSeq lists its product as uncharacterized. The record is from RefSeq and is a predicted model, not a curated record. The transcript has a single exon. Bases 1 to 174 code for a protein of 57 amino acids. Lineage: Eukaryota; Fungi; Ascomycota; Dothideomycetes; Pleosporales; Didymellaceae.
AUGGGCUCGUUCCACGAAGUCUGUUGGGUGCCAGCAUUCGACCGAGCUAAGCCAAUCGAGCGAUAUUCGAACCUCGCAGUCCAGCUACGCCUCAUCUCAGACGUCAACGUCGAGCAAACAGAGGCAAUUCCCAAGCUCCUGGAACUAGCUUUGAAUGACAGGUCAGCACAUUGA